UGAAAAUUUUAACUUCCGGGAAGAAGUUUGCGAAAUCUGCUAAAAUUGAAAAAAAAAUAAAAUGAUGUAACAAAUCUCACUUGAGCACUUCAUUUGAAAUGGAUGUCCUCAGACCCCAGAUAAUAAGAAUUGGAGACAGAUGUUAUAGGAAAAAUCCUACACUCGAGAGAGAUAUCACAGCUGAUGAAGAAGAUGAAUAUGAUGAUGGAAAUAGUCAAGAUUUUGGAUAUUGUGAUGAAGUUUGUGAUUUGAAAACUUCUGUUGAAGAAACAGAUGGUGGAUUUCAGUUAAAAUUAGAGAUCCCUAGUACCUUCUUUAAACAUAUUAUUGGUAGGAAAGCUGAGACAAAGAGAAGACUAGAAACAGAAACUAGAACUCAGAUCAGAAUACCAAAGAAUGGACAAGAGGGACCUAUAGUAAUACAGGGUCAUGACAGAAAAGGAGUCAUUUCUGCUAAAACAAGAAUUGAUUUGAUAGUAGAUGGAGCAAGACAGAGAGAACCAUUUACUCACUUUCUUUCAAUUCCAAUUAACAGUUCCAAGAUGCAAGAGAGUUUUGCGGAAUUCAGAACUGAUGUAUUGAGAGAAUGUGAUGGGGAAAGAGGUAUUGACAGUUCUAUCUUCCAGAAAUUACAAAAGUUGCAUUUGACAAUAGGAAUCUUGGCAUUAAUGGAUGACAAAGAAGUACACAAUGCUGAACAGUUGUUAAAUGAAUGUAAAGAGGAUCUCAUAGAACCUAUUCUGAAAUCUGAACCACUGUUAAUACAUUUAAGAGGAUUGGAAUAUAUGAAUGAUGAUCCACGUGCAGUGGAUGUGAUGUAUGCCAAAAUUGACCCUGGAGAAAACCUUGAUAAAUUGCAAAUGGUGGUAGACAGAAUAGUGGAUAAGUUUACAUCAGCUGGAGUUAUGACACAGGAAUAUGACAGGGUUAAGUUACAUGUUACAAUAAUGAAUACAUUGUUUAGAAGAGAUCCUACUGGUGCUCCUAUGCAAAAACAGAAAGGAAAAGUAGAAAGGGAAUCAUUUGAUGCUUAUAAUCUUAUAAAGAGAUUUGGUAAUUAUGAUUUUGGAGAAUACUGUGUAGACAAGAUACAUUUAUCACAGAAACAUGGGACAGCAUGUGAUGGAUACUAUUUUUGUACUUCUUCAAUAAAUAUACCAUAAUAAAUUGUUAUAAUUGU
Molecule: messenger RNA, 1180 nt
Organism: Mytilus californianus (California mussel)
Lineage: Eukaryota; Metazoa; Mollusca; Bivalvia; Mytilida; Mytilidae
Product: activating signal cointegrator 1 complex subunit 1-like
Exons: 8
Coding region: 99-1163 (354 amino acids)
Biological process (GO): DNA alkylation repair; regulation of DNA-templated transcription
Cellular component (GO): nucleus
Molecular function (GO): RNA binding
Source: RefSeq, a predicted model, not a curated record